AUGGCAACACUAGGAACAUAUAACUAUUCACCAGAAAAUGUUGCAAAUAUACAAAAAAAAGUUAAAGAGUAUUUAGGAUGCGAAGAUAUGGUUUCAGAAUAUAUUACAGUUAUGGUUAGAAAUAAUAAAACUCAAGAUGAAAUUUUAGGCGAUCUUUGGGAGUUUGUAGGAGGUUUAGAAAAAGCUAAGGAAUUUUUAGUUUGGCUUUGGAGUUAUAUACCUUCAUAUUUCGAAUCAUUACAAAAACCAGCCGUAGAUACAACCAUGACAUCAUCACCACCACCAACUGCAAUUUCACCAAAAGAUAAUGGUUCAAAUAAACCAACUCAAAGAAUAAUUUUAAAUGCAGCAAAACAAGCAGCAGAUGACACAAAGAAUAUUAGAAUACCAAUGUCAGAGGAAAAUGGUGAUAAUAUAGAUAUUAAUAAUAACAAUAAUAAUAAUAAUAAAUAUGCUGGGUUUAAGAAUAAAAAAGAAAAACCAAAUAAUCACCAUAAUAAAAAUAAAGGAAAAAAUGAAACCAACUUUACAAUUACAUUAAAUGAUAUAAAUAGUUUAGCCAGUGAUAAUAAUGGUAGUAAUAGUCCUAAUGGUUUAUCAAAGAAAAGAAAAAAUAUAAAUAGAGACGAAGAGGAUAUUAUUUCAAAAGAUAAUAGCCUUGAUGACCCAAUCAAUUCUCCAUUAGAAAAUUUAACAGCAAAAAAAUCAAAAAAAGAAAGAUGUCAAUUUUGGCCACUUUGUAGAAAUGGCGAAGCUUGUAUAUAUCACCACCCAUCAAUUCAAUGCUCAAAUUUCCCAAAUUGUACAUUUGGUAAUAAAUGUUUAUAUAUUCAUCCAUCAAUUCCAUGCAAAUAUGGAACAAGUUGUACAAACCCAGAUUGUGUUUAUAAUCAUCCACAAAGACCAGCAGUUCCAACUAUGGCCGAGAUUCCAUGUAGAAACGGUUUCGCUUGUCCAAAUAGAAAAACCUGUGGUUUCUAUCAUCCACCACCAGCUUGUAAAUUUGGUACUGCUUGUAAUAUGGGAAGAAAUUGUCCAUUUGGUCAUGGUAAACCAUGCUCAUUUGGUAUUAGUUGCGUAACUCCAAAUUGUACCUUUGCUCAUCAUUCAACAGAACAACCAGUCCCAGAUUGUAAAUUUGGUAAAGAUUGUACAAAUCCAAAAUGCAAAUUUACUCACACCGAAGAAAGAGAAAUCGAUAAAGUUGAAAUGAAUACCGAUCAAAUAUCAGCUACUUUACCACCAACUCCACCAACUGAAAUUGAGAAUCAAUCUGCAAUUAAUGUUUAA
Molecule: messenger RNA, 1290 nt
Organism: Dictyostelium purpureum
Lineage: Eukaryota; Evosea; Eumycetozoa; Dictyosteliales; Dictyosteliaceae
Exons: 3
Coding region: 1-1290 (429 amino acids)
Biological process (GO): regulation of mRNA stability
Cellular component (GO): nucleus; cytoplasm
Molecular function (GO): poly(A) binding; metal ion binding
Source: RefSeq, a predicted model, not a curated record